AUGAAACUCCUCAUCGCAGCCAAGCUGAGCUGCCUCCUGGCCCUUGUCACCGCCAUAAAUAGAUGUGUUAAGCCAGCCGGCGCCGGAUACUGCUCUGAACAUGGCGGCCGCGGACAAUUCCUGAGAUGCUCUGAUGCAAAGCCAUGCUUCGUCGAAGGCAACGGGUGCGUCUUCCACUGGGGAAGGGAAGGGCCUUCACACUCCGAGGACUCGUAUGCGAAUUGCUCGUAG
Molecule: messenger RNA, 231 nt
Organism: Fulvia fulva
Lineage: Eukaryota; Fungi; Ascomycota; Dothideomycetes; Mycosphaerellales; Mycosphaerellaceae
Exons: 3
Coding region: 1-231 (76 amino acids)
Source: RefSeq, a predicted model, not a curated record